Penicillium taxi is the source of this 1509-nucleotide messenger RNA. RefSeq names its product URC4/urg3 family protein. The transcript has 4 exons. NCBI's taxonomy places the organism in Eukaryota, Fungi, Ascomycota, Eurotiomycetes, Eurotiales, Aspergillaceae. The record is from RefSeq and is a predicted model, not a curated record. Bases 1 to 1509 code for a protein of 502 amino acids.
AUGGGUCUCUUCAAGCGCAAGGAAUCGCGAUCGUCGCAGUCCGACAGAGAUGGGGAUGAAUCGUUCAUUUCCAGUACCAGCGCUCGAAACUCGAGUGCUUCCCUCAAAUCUUCCAAUACUGGCUACAAAUCAAGUGGCUUGCCUGCUCCUAUCCCCGAAAUGCCUAUCGCGAGACCACCCGAUCCAGCACUAGACCCCGCCGCGUAUCUACGAAGCAUUCACGCCGUGCGUGAACGAGCCAACCUCAUUCUUCGCAGAGCCAAACGUAAUAAGCUGCACCAUUUCGACGUCGACAUGUCCAAGUUUGCUGCUACUGCUUCAUACAUUGUGUCAAUCAUCAAGCGAGACUAUGCGCCGGACUAUAAAAGUAUCCCACCGCAUGGCCGUUGGCAGCAUUUCGAUGUGGGCGGCCGUCCCCGUAUCAGCCAGCUCCUGCAGUCAUGGCCCAGUCGAAUUGAUGCGCAGGAGCGCACGCGACGCUUGAUCGAUCUGUUUGUCGUCUCAGUCUUGCUCGAUGCUGGCGCAGGAACCAGAUGGUCUUAUCGCUCUAAAGAAUCUGGCAGGGUCUACACGCGCAGUGAGGGUCUUGCCGUCGCCAGUCUGGAGAUGUUCAAGUCGGGUCUUUUCAGCAGUGACCCGACAGAGCCAUGCCAGGUGGAUGGAGCUGCUUUGCAGAGAAUGACAGUCGACAAAUUGGCCAAGGGCAUGCAACACUCCGAGCAGAAUUGCCUAGCUGGCAUUGAAGGUCGCGCCGGCUUAUUGGUGCGACUGGCAGAUGCCCUUAACAACCAAGACUUGUUCGGUGUAGACGCUCGACCAGGAAACAUGCUAGAUUACAUUCUCGGCCAUCCGUCAACUCUCGCUUCUUCCGUCCCCAUCGUUCCCAUCACCACUCUAUGGAGUGUUCUCAUGGACGGCUUUGCCUGCAUCUGGCCCCCGUCGCGAACUCAGAUUGACGGAGUGUCGAUAGGCGACGCUUGGGAAUGCUCUGAUCUUCCAAGAUCUCCGCCCGCCCAACCAUGGGAGAGCAUUAUGCCAUUCCACAAAUUGACACAGUGGCUCUGCUACUCCGUCAUGGUUCCAAUGAACAAAUUGAUGAACAUUCACUUUGCUGGCAGCGAUUUGCUGACCGGACUCCCCGAGUACCGCAAUGGUGGUCUUAUCAUUGACAUGGGAUUGAUAACUCUAAAAGAAAAGGACAUGGCGCGGGGUGUCGCGGCCUUCAAGGAUAAUGCCCAGAUCAAGGGUCAACCUAAUAUGGAGGUGGUUCCACUGUUCAGCACGGACGACGAUGUGAUCGUGGAGUGGCGGGCCGUAACCGUGGGCUUCUUGGAUGAGUUGCUUCAUGAGGUCAAUGGCCAAUUGGGUCUCAUUGGUGCUGAUCAAUUGUCACUGGCCCAAAUGCUGGAGGCUGGAUCCUGGAAGGGUGGUCGUGAAAUUGCCGAGGUUUCGAGGCCAAAUACCAAGGAACCACCCAUUAUGAUCCGUUCCGAUGGAACAGUUUUUUAA